AUAUGGUCACCCUAAAUUAUUUUAAUAACCACUAUCACAAAAAAUCCGCUUGGAUCGUGACAGUCAACUGAAACUUUUCAUUUCAUGAACAACCUAUUAUAGAAUGGACCCUACAAUAUAUAAUAAUACACACUAAACAGUACAGCUAGUACAGUAUGUUUAAAACAGGUUGCACUUCAUAUUUCAGAUUACAAAUCAAGUGGAAAUAAACUAUUGAAGGACCGAACUUUUCACUUCAGAUGUACUAAUCAUCAAUGUUCCUGCAGGUUAUAAUCAGUAAUUCAAAUGUAAUUAUUGAGUUAACAAUCAAUAUUUAACCAUGAAAUGAAACGGUACAAGUAACAAUUAACCGAUCCUAAUACUAAGGUAUUUACAAAAUUAAACAAAACAAUAACGUGUAUCAACGUUUGGCGGACAGCCAGAUUAAUAAGCUACCCGACCUUCAAUUAAUUCACGUCACACUUAUUAUUUUGUGAGUUGAAUAAUAAGUCUUCAAUUAUGAUGAAAAAAAAAGAAAUAUUUAUUCCACUUGGGUUAAUUUUGAUGACAAUUUUAAAAGGAAUGAAAAGUGAUAAACUUGUGAUUGACACGGAUGCUGGUGCUGAUGAUGCAAUGGCAAUUUUGCUUCUUCUAUCGGCGUGUGCCAACAACGACACGAAUUUCGAUAUUGUGGCAAUUACUUGUACCUAUGGUAACACUAAUUUGAGAAAUGUCGAAAAAAAUGUGCUUAAAACAUUAACAAUCGCAAAUCAAUCAAAAAUUCCAGUUUACACUGGUGCUUACAAACCUUUGACCCACAAUCAUACAUCUGAUAAUUUCUUUGGUAAUGAUGGAUUUGGUGAUUUUGAAUUCAAUCAAAAAUUUAUAAGUAAUAUUGAUAGAUCAAAACAUGCAGCAAUUGCAUUAAUUGAUUUAGCUUAUAAGUAUCCGGGUGAAUUGAAUAUACUUGUACUUGGCCCAACAACAAAUAUCGCGCUCGCCAUUUCAUUGGAUCCAAAAUUUGUUCAUAAAAUUAAGCGAUUUUAUAUUAUGGGUGGUAGUGUUAUUGGAAAUGGGAAUAUAAGUCCAGGUGUUGAAUUCAAUUUCGGCUCGGAUGCAGAGAGUAAUUUUAUAUUUCUUAAUUCAACUCGAGGAGAAGUUAGUUUAUUACUACCCUGGGAGACAAAUUUAUCAAUUAAUAUAUCAUCGUUAUGGAGAAAAAAUGUAUUAGGCGGUAUUAAUUCAAAGUUUCUAAAAUUUUUGAAUAAAGCCGAAUCAAAAACUACAGAAUUAUCAACUUGGCAACCUUGUGAUUCUUUAAUUGCAGCAGUAAUUUUGUGCCCAAAAUUGAUUAAAAAAUCAAUUGUUACGAAUAUAACACCAAUUAUGGAAGGUGAAGCACGUGGUGGAAUACUGAUUGAUUAUUCAGAAAAAUCCUACAAGCCAAAAAAUGUUGAAAUUAUUCAAGACGUUCAUGUUGAAGAGUUUCAAAAAAUUCUUCUUUCAUAUUUAUCAUAAAUUUAAAAUAAAAAAAAAUAAAAUAAUGUAUUAGUCUUUUUUAUAAGCCUGCAGCAUUAUAUCAACUAUAAUGGAUCAAUUAAAAUAUCAAAAAAUGUAUUGAUUAAUCAAUUAUAAUAAUAAUAAAAUUAUUGUGAAUAUUUAUAAUUAAAUUUAUCUAUAAAAAUAAUGAAACAAAGACACCCUGACGACCCUAUAUUUUUUACUUGCAGCAAACUGUUACAAAUUAUUAUACCUACACCUUAUUGUAAAUAAUCUCUGACUAUAAAUAUUUUUUAGAUUUUAAAAAUUAGUAGCAAUAGUAGCAUACGUUAUUAUUUCAUCGCCGAGUUUUAUUUAAAUAAAAUAAUUUAUUUUUUACAUUUAAAAACGUUCUAAUAAGAUGGUAAAUGAGUAUAUGAUAAACUCAAAUUAUUAUGAACACACAGUGCAUCACGUAAACUAGACUACCUGCACUACUACAUAUUAUACUACAUUUUAAUCUUUUUAGCACCGUGGCCGAAGUGACACAAAUAAAAACAUAAACUUAUAAUAUAAGCACUUA
Messenger RNA from Rhopalosiphum padi (bird cherry-oat aphid), 2041 nucleotides. RefSeq lists its product as uncharacterized. Gene Ontology annotation, molecular function: hydrolase activity, hydrolyzing N-glycosyl compounds. NCBI's taxonomy places the organism in Eukaryota, Metazoa, Arthropoda, Insecta, Hemiptera, Aphididae. The record is from RefSeq and is a predicted model, not a curated record. Bases 499 to 1497 code for a protein of 332 amino acids. The transcript is spliced from 6 exons.